Fundulus heteroclitus (mummichog) is the source of this 2555-nucleotide messenger RNA. Its product is annotated as solute carrier family 22 member 7. The transcript has 10 exons. Gene Ontology annotation, molecular function: transmembrane transporter activity. The record is from RefSeq and is a predicted model, not a curated record. Gene Ontology annotation, biological process: transmembrane transport. Bases 117 to 1733 code for a protein of 538 amino acids. Lineage: Eukaryota; Metazoa; Chordata; Actinopteri; Cyprinodontiformes; Fundulidae. Gene Ontology annotation, cellular component: membrane.
CCGUAAUGAUUAACAACAUGGCAGUAAAGGCGUCUUUUUAACUCUGUCUCCCCUUUGCGUCGCCUCACUUUCUCUGUUCGUCGCCUCUUUUUUCGAUUUCCCCGAUCGGCAGCAAAAUGAAAUUCGACAACGUACUUUCUGAAAUCAAUGGAUUUGGGAAAUUCCAAGUGAGGCUCUUCUUGAUCCAGAUGCUCUCUCUGAUCACUCUGCCGUGCCACUUCCUGCUGAACAACUUCAUGGCGGCCGUCCCCCCUCACCACUGCAACAUCAGCGCCCUGGAAGAUGGAGGCGUCUUUGGAAAUCUGACUCUACACCAGAAGCUGUCGGUUUCCAUUCCAACGGAGCGAGAUGGGACUCUUAGUUCGUGCCAGAUGUUUGCAACGCCCCAAUAUGAGUAUUUAUCGGGCUCAAACAGCAGCCAGGAGGCAUCUCUUGUUAAGUGUCAGAGCGGAUGGGUGUAUGACAACAGCACCUUUAAAGCUACGCUGGUAACAGAGUGGGAUCUUGUCUGCAGCAGAAAGGGGAUGAACAAGGCGACGGCUACAAUAUUCUUUAUUGGUGUCAUGAUUGGAGCUCCACUAUUUGGGUUUCUGAGUGACAGGUUUGGGCGACGAAGACUGCUGCUGGUGUCUUACAUAUCAUCCUUGACGUUUGCGAUUCUCAGCGCUUUCUCCACAUCGUAUGUAAUGUUCAGCAUCAUGAGAUUCCUUACAGGAAUGUCCCUGGCAGGCAUCAGCAUUAUCUCCAUUGCUUUAAAUGUUGAAUGGUGUAGCAUAGAGCGCAGGACUUUCUCAGGCGUGAUCAUAAGCCUGGACUGGAGCCUGGGGAACUGGCUUCUGACAGGGAUCGCGUUCUUGGUGAGGGACUGGAGGAUGCUCAUUGUGGUUGUUUCGUCGCCCCUGAUUCUGGCCAUCUUUGCUUGGCGGUGGCUUCCAGAGUCUGCUAGGUGGCUUGUGGCAAAGAAGAAGGCAGAUGCUGCACAUCAUUACAUCAUGAAAUGUGCCGAGACGAACAACCGGUCCAAGUGUAUUAGUACCAUCACACCAAAGAUGUUACUGGAAUCUGCAGAAACCGAUAAUGGAGAGAAGAAGUACAGCGUUGUAGAUCUUUUCAGGACCCCAAACAUCAGAAAACUGGCAAUAUGCUCAGGGAUAGUUUGGUUUGGUGUAGCAUUUACCUAUUAUGGGAUAAGCCUAAACAUAACAGGGUUUGGACUAAAUCCGUUCCUCACACAAUUCAUCUUUGCUUCAAUCGAAAUGCCGAUGAAGAUUGGCGUCUAUUUCUUUUUGGAGAAAAUCGGCCGAAGGCGCUGUGAGAUGGCAACUCUGCUGUCCGCCGGUCUUUGUCUGUUCAUCAACAUUUUCAUUUCACAAGAUAAGUGGGUCAUUCGUACCGUUGUGGCCGUCCUUGGAAAGUCAAUGUCGGAGGCCUCCUUCACGAUAAUGUUCCUUUACACAACUGAACUCUAUCCUACAGUAGUGCGGCAGAACGGUCUAGGCUACACCUCGUUUGUGGCACGGCUGGGCGUGUCCAUCUCCCCGCUGGUUAUGCUGUUGGAAGACGUGUGGCAGUUCCUCCCUGCUGCCACGUACUGCGCUGUGGCGGUCGGCUCCGGUUUGGUUGCUUCACUCCUGCCUGAAACAUUAAACAGCCAGCUGCCAGAGUUCAUCGAAGACAUUGAGAAACCCCAGGAGCAAGUCAACGGGGAAGAUGGAAAUUCAAUAAAAAAUUAAAACUGACCAGUAAGAAGAAAAAUGUAAUAGUGAAACUGAUUUUGAAAUAAGGAAAAGUAAACUUUUUCUCUGGACUACGUCUCAUCCUACUUGACUGUGGCUUUCCACAGCGUCUCAUAUGACAUCCUACUGGGGAGAUUAUCUUCUUCUGGCACCACAGGCCAGUUAUUUCUCAGGCACACCUCAGAUCAUUCAGAUCAAACCUUUUAUAUGUUCCCAUUUCUUUAAGGUUCUGUCCUCAGACCCCUCCUGAUCUUCAUAUACUUCCUUCCUCUUGGUAAUAUUUACCAUAAAUGUAUUAAAUCAGCUUUUCUAUGCAUGUGAGUCCUUGCUCAACAUUUCCUAAAAGGGCCGCCUCCACCUACCUAUCUUCCUCCCUCUCAAUCUCUUUGCUUUUUUUGCUUUCAUAAAUUGAUCAGAAAUAAAGCUGAGGUUCUCCUCAUUGGUACAAAGUCGAGGCUUUCUGAAGCCAGCUCCUUUCUCAUUCAACGAUGAUAAUUCCACGCUCCGCUCAGCAUAAAAGUCUGGGUGACAAGUUGGAUAGCGCUCUAUCUUUCUCUGCUCGCAUAAACAAUGUCACACAGUCUUCUCACUUUAUAUAAAAUGUAAUAAUAAAAUGGUCUCUUCUCCUCACAUCACAUGCUGUAUUCACUUCAAGAUCUUCCUGAAGUACGUUCAAGCCACUCUUGAAAAACCAUCUGAUUCAAGCUCCAUUUCAUCUAUUUGUAAUCUUUUCUGUUUUCGUUUUAUCAUUUCACCUGUCUUGUGCUGGCUCUGUUAAGUCACACAGGCUGUCUUGAAAUACAACUAAGAAAUAAAAAG